AUGUCGGCUUCUUCUCCCUAUGGUACACGAUCCUCGACUUGGUCACCCGAUACAACGGCCAAGUCCGAGUCGCUGUCACCCAAACUAUGCGCCGUCGCCGAGGAGGACGAUCAGGACUUGGUCUACGAGUGCGUGAAAUCUCUUUUCUUUUCUUUUGGCUCUGGUGAUGCCAGGAAGUUGCCCGCGACGCAGCUAGGGCUCGACACGACACGGAGCUUCGUUGAGUGGUCCCCGACCGUGACCUUUACGACCGAUGAGGCGAUUGGAGGGGUUCUAAUCGAAGAUUAG
Molecule: messenger RNA, 288 nt
Organism: Microbotryum saponariae
Lineage: Eukaryota; Fungi; Basidiomycota; Microbotryomycetes; Microbotryales; Microbotryaceae
Source: the annotation of a GenBank genome assembly